AACUGUGCUGAUCUGAUCUCUCAUCUUAGACGAAAAAAGAAAAAGAGAGAAAAAAUGGACGCGAGCAUGAUGGCUGGACUCGAGGGUCUUGGUGCAGAAGACCAAGCAAAAAUGGCCUCCAUGAUCGAUCAGCUUCAGCUUCGUGAUAGCUUGAGAAUGUACAAUUCGCUGGUGGAGAGGUGUUUCGUGGACUGUGUGGAUUCAUUUACGCGCAAGACUCUGCAGAAACAAGAGGAGACUUGUGUGAUGCGAUGUGCUGAGAAGUUCCUCAAGCACACAAUGCGUGUAGGUGCACGGUUUGGUGAGCUCAACCAGAACGCACCAACUCAAGACUGAUGAUGUCUACUUGUGUUGGUUUGGUUUUUUCGUCCGGUUUAUGUGUUGGAACCCAGAAUAAACCGGUUUUUAGUGGUUCAGACAACUACUACUCAAUACUACUGUUCUUUGAGAUUGAUAAUACUCGUGUAUUUUUAAGUUAUUUUGUAUCUGAUUUUGAAGAUAUGAUUUGCAUUUCAAUGGUGAUAAUGUCUAUGACUUAUCAUUUUAUAUUUUGAUUUUUCUAGUGACCGA
Messenger RNA from Eruca vesicaria subsp. sativa (arugula), 570 nucleotides. The record is from the annotation of a GenBank genome assembly. Lineage: Eukaryota; Viridiplantae; Streptophyta; Magnoliopsida; Brassicales; Brassicaceae.